AUGAAAGGCGCUGGUUUCCCGCCUUUCCUUCUGGCUGCUCUCCUUAUCUUUGCCAUGCAAGUGGGGGCCAUGGAAGCGGGGAGCCCUCUCUCGGGCUCUCGCGCUGGCGGCCAGCAGCCGCAACGAGAGGCACCGAGUUUCUCCCGGCAGCAGAGGAAGAGCUUGGCGAUGGAUUUCAUCGUGCCGUCGCUGUUCCGAACCUACCUGAGGGAGCUGGUGCUGGGUGACGGGGGCAGAGACGAACCCUUGGGAGGGUUCAAGGCCCACUGCAGCUUGGUGCUGGACUGCCCGCCGCUUUUGCGCACGGCUAGCUCCUGGCUGCCUAGAAGCGGAGCCGCGGAGCCGGCCGGACGCGCCAGAGCACAGUCCAAGGUGCUGAAAGCGGGUUCGGUGCGGAAGCUGCGCCGCGCCAAGCAGCUGGUGCUGGAAGUGGGAGAAGCCAACCUAAGGGAGGACUGUGCGUGGCGUUCCGAGGAAGGAGUCGUGGCGACGGCGAGCCAGCUCGAGUUUAGCCUCACCGAGGAAUUCAGCUGGUGGAUCCGCUCCGGGGAAGGCAGGCUGAGAAUUCGGUUGAUGCCCGAGAGGAAGGCAUCUUUCCUGGGCAGGGAAGGCAGUCUAUCAGCGGCCAUCAGGGCGUCCCAGCCCCGCCUAUUUCUCCAGAUGGCCACCAGAGAUACCAGCAUUCCAGAAUCGCCAACAAACACUCCCCCACAUCCUUUGGAUUUCACUGCCUGGAACUUGUCCUGGGUGAUGAAAGAUUCCUUCCCUUCCUUCAUUCCAAGAGGGCAAUGCUUUUUUGACUGCAAUUUUGAAUCACCCUGUGACCUAGAAUAUUUCCCACCAAUGAGGGACGGCCAUAACAGAUUCUGGCACAGACUAGCUGCCAACGAACUCUCACAGCUUCAUUUUCUGGAUGGUCCAGAUAGAGAUUACUCUGAAGAUUCUACAAAAGGUUCAUUCUUGUAUCUUAAUACAUCAGAAAAUAUGAACUUCCUCCUUUUGAGCCCUUGGCUGAGAAGCAGUAGUGAAGACUGCAUGGUACAAGUGGCUGUCUACAAAUACUUCCAAGCAAGUGGGAAGUAUGUUGCUCAGGUCCUCCAUGCUAAUGAAAGCCACAUCAAAACCCCAUUGAUUCCUGGCAGAGAAAAACAUGGAUGGGUGCUUCUUCAGGAACGGGUUGGACAUCUAGAACAGCCUUUUCGGAUCUCCUUGGAAUAUACUGCUAGUGGGAACAGGAGUAUAGCUGCUGUCGAUUCAUUUGCAAUGAAGAAUUGCAGCACAGGACCACCUUCUGCCUCUAAAAUGGCUCUUCAAAGUUCCUUCAACUGCUGGAAUGGAACAGUGAUCAAGUUGGGACGGGCGUGUGACUUCAUCAGAGAUUGCGCAGAAGGAGAAGAUGAGGGACAGAUAUGCAAAAAACUUCCUACUGGUUUUUAUUGCUCCUUUGAAGAUGGAGACUGUGGCUGGACUCAAGGUUCAUCAACUUCCCCAAAGGCUCAACUGUGGCACAUUGGGAAUCCAGAAUAUCACCCUUUUUGUUCACUGAAAGAAUGUGCACUUUUGCUUAAUACCAGUGAGACACCCAUUGCAGAGACAGUUAUGGUGACUAGUGCUGUAUUUCCAGCUCCAAUGAAAAAUUCUCCCUGUGAGCUUCAGAUAUCAUGGCUCCUCCAAGGCACUUUGCUUGGAGAUGUCUCCCUUGUCCUUGUUGAGAACAAGACUGGAAAAGAGCAGAGCAGAAAGCUCUGGCACUUGGAUGACCAGAAAGGAUUGGGAGCAUGGGAAAAGAUGAUCAGACCUCUCCCUGAUGUUUCUGACAGAUUUUGGCUUCAGAUUGUUGCAUCCUGGAAAGCUGGAUCAGAAGCCAUCAUUGCCUUUGAUAAUGUGUCUCUCAGCCUGGACUGUUAUCUGACAAUCAAUGAAGAGAAAACAUCUCGAGACAACAGACCAGAUGCAGACAAUCUGCCCUAUGAAAGAGGCAGGGGAGAAGGACAUUUUGAAGAAAGACCAACACAGGUUCCUGUUCCAGUUGGCUCUGGAGAUAAUUGGAUGUUUACCACCUGUGGUGCCAGUGGGGCACAAGGGCCCACGCAGACCCAGUGUAAUGAUGCUUAUAGGACCUCCAAUCUUAGUGUACUGGUAGGAACAGAGGAACAUUUUCCUGGCGUACAGAUGUGGAGAGUUCCCGCAGCCAAUACAUACAGCAUCUCAGGCUAUGGGGCAGCUGGUGGCAAAGGGAAAAACAGUAUGAUGAGAUCAUAUGGCGUGAAUGUCGUGGGAAUAUUUACACUCAAGAAGAACGACACCUUAUAUAUUUUGGUGGGGCAACAAGGAGAAGAUGCUUGUCCUAGUAUCCAUCAUGCCAUACAGAAAGUCUGCCGCGGAGAGAAUAAUGUGAUUGAAGACGAAAUUAAAGCCAAUGGAAGCGUCCAAGAAUGGGCAGGAGGAGGAGGAGGAGGAGGAGGUGCAACUUACGUAUUUAAGAUGGAGAAUGGAAAGCCAGUCCCCUUGAUCAUUGCAGCAGGAGGAGGUGGCAGGGCCUACAGGGCCAAAGCCUAUACAUCAAACCACGAAAGGCUGGAGAAUGAUAUAUCUAUUCCAGGGUUCAAUGGGAAAUCUGGAGCCGCAGGUGGUGGAGGCGGCUGGAAUGAUAGCACUUCCUUCCUCUGGUCGGGAAAAUCCUUGCUGGAAGGUGCUACCGGAGGAAAAUCCUGCCCCCAGGCCAUGAAGAAGUGGGGGUGGGAGACAAGAGGGGGUUUCGGAGGGGGUGGAGGGGGGUGCUCCUCAGGUGGAGGAGGCGGAGGAUAUAUAGGUGGCAAUGCAGCAGAACAAAAUGACCCAGAGAUAGAUGGAGAGGAUGGUGUAUCUUUUAUUAAUAGCCAGUAUGGUUCACUCUUUACUCCUGCAUUAAAAGUGACAGAGAGGCAUGGUGAAGUCAGCAUUAAGCUAUAUUUGAACUGUAGUCACUGUGAUCAUGACAUGUGCCACGGGGAUAUGAAGACUCAGGAGGUUGUUUGCAUUUGUGGCUAUGGAUAUGUGUUGGCUAAUGAUGGUGUCUCUUGCAUAGAUGAACUGAUCCUGCCCACCAAGAAUCCUCCUCUUUCUUUGGUCUUGUCGGUAGUCACUUCAGCUCUGGUUGCUGGUCUUAUUCUAGCCUUCUCAGGCAUCAUGAUAGUGUAUCGGCGGAAACACCAAGAGCUUCAAGCUGUGCAGAUGGAGUUACAGAGCCCUGAGUAUAAGCUGAGCAAGCUGCGUACCUCCACAAUUAUGACAGACUACAACCCCAAUUACUGCUUUGCAGGGAAAACUACUUCCAUUAGUGACCUCAAAGAGGUGCCUCGGAAAAAUAUUUCUUUGAUAAGGGGUCUAGGCCAUGGAGCUUUCGGGGAAGUGUAUGAAGGUCAGGUGAUUGGGAUCCCCAGUGACCCCACUCCUUUGCAAGUGGCUGUAAAAACAUUACCAGAAGUUUGCUCAGAGCAAGAUGAGCUGGAUUUCCUGAUGGAAGCUCUUAUAAUAAGCAAGUUCAACCAUCAGAAUAUUGUACGCUGCAUUGGGGUGAGCUUACAGGCUCUGCCUCGCUUUAUUUUGCUGGAGCUCAUGGCUGGAGGAGACUUGAAAUCUUUCCUGCGGGAGACACGGCCAAAGCCGAUCCAUCCCUCCUCCCUAACGAUGCUGGAUUUGCUCCAUGUAGCUCGUGACAUUGCUUGCGGCUGUCAGUAUUUGGAAGAAAAUCACUUCAUUCACAGAGACAUUGCUGCUCGAAAUUGCCUCCUUACUUGUAAAGGUCCUGGAAGAAUAGCUAAAAUUGGAGAUUUUGGGAUGGCCCGGGACAUAUAUAGAGCCAGCUACUACAGAAAAGGAGGGUGUGCAAUGCUGCCUGUCAAAUGGAUGCCACCUGAAGCCUUCAUGGAAGGGAUAUUCACAUCGAAAACAGAUACCUGGUCAUUUGGAGUGUUGCUGUGGGAAAUAUUCUCCCUUGGAUAUAUGCCCUAUCCCAGCAAAAGUAACCAGGAGGUCUUGGAAUUCGUCACAAGUGGAGGAAGGAUGGACCCACCAAAAAACUGUCCUGGCCCUGUAUAUCGAAUAAUGACCCAGUGCUGGCAACACCAGCCUGAAGACAGGCCACACUUUGCCAUUGUACUGGAGAGGAUUGAAUACUGCACCCAGGAUCCUGAUGUCAUCAAUACGGUUCUGCCUGUGGAGUAUGGCCCAUGCAUUGAAGAAGAAGAAAAGGUUCCCGUGCGUCCUGAAGAUCCUGAAGCAAUUCCUCCUCUGUUAGUGUUGCCACAGCGAGAUAAAAAGGGUGCUGAACAGCUCCUGCCUUCCCCAUCCUCUCUCCCCUUUGCCAUUCAAGCAGGAAAAUCUCUCAUGAAGGCAGCUGCUGUUGAGCCAAUUACCCAGGCUAACAUCCAGGCUUCCUUAGAAGGGGGACAUGUCAACAUGGCAUACACUCAAUCAAUUCCUGCAACAGAGCUCCACAAAACCCGGGGGUCCAGAAAUAAGCCUACCAACCUCUGGAACCCAACAUAUGGCUCUUGGUUUUCAGAGAAGCCAGUUGUCAAAAAGACUUCUCAGCUGGAAAAAGAGGCAGCAGAGCAGGAAGAUUCAAGGCAUGAAGGCAACUGUACUUUGGGGCCCAGCAUAAUGGCUGGAAGGCUGCCAAGCUCUUCCCUUCUUCUAGAACCAUCUUCACUGACAGCCAGUGUUAAGGAAGUGCCUCUCUUCAGGCUCCGCCAUUUUCCCUGUGGCAAUGUUAACUAUGGAUACCAACAGCAAGGCCUGCCCUUGGAAACCUCAGCCCCACCUCUGUGCCAGCAGUUACAAGGACCCUCACCUUAGGAACCAGCUGAACCAGCCUCUGGUCUUCUUGACUUUCUUCCCAUGUGACUCAUGAGGCUUGGCACAAACUUCAGUGUCAACCAUAUAGCAAGCACGAGAACAGAACAGAAUUCCUUUCUGUUAUGUGCCAAUCUGCUCUGAAGUG
Molecule: messenger RNA, 4984 nt
Organism: Candoia aspera
Lineage: Eukaryota; Metazoa; Chordata; Lepidosauria; Squamata; Candoiidae
Gene: ALK
Product: ALK receptor tyrosine kinase
Exons: 29
Coding region: 1-4839 (1612 amino acids)
Biological process (GO): positive regulation of kinase activity; protein phosphorylation; multicellular organism development
Cellular component (GO): signaling receptor complex; plasma membrane
Molecular function (GO): ATP binding; transmembrane receptor protein tyrosine kinase activity; protein binding
Source: RefSeq, a predicted model, not a curated record